GUUUUUUGUUUGAGGUUGUCAUUAAUAUACUGACUUUUUGGAAACUUAUCAAAAAUGUACAAAAAGGCAAUUUUCUGCCUAUUUUUAAGUGUUAUAGUAAGAGUGAAAUGUAAUAGUGCAGCUCAUAGUAAAGUAGCGAGUAAUAUUGCAGUGACAGCUGCAGAAGAGGCAAAGGCAGCUCACGAUGCCCAACUUCCUGCAGGGCAGCAGGCUGCACAUCAAGUUAAGGAACAGUUAGCUGAUAAAGCUGUCGAGGCUGCAAAAGCGGCGCAAGCAGCUUUGGCCGGUAAAGAAACGUAUCUAUCCGAAAUACACAGGGAAAGGGAAGCUGCGAGAACAAUAGUUCAGGAAGAAAGAGCCAGCAAAAUAGAACUGGAAAAUACGGCGAACAGUGCGACUAGGACAUCUCACGAGGCACAUGCUCUCGUGAAGCUUUUGGCCACAGCGGGUCAGCUUGCUCAGGGUUCGGGCGCAAACGAGAGAUCCUCUCUAGAUCUCCUUAGGUUGCAGCUGGCUGAAAAAGUGAAGGAAAUAGAGGCUGCGAGAGCCAAAUUACAGCAGUUGUGCGGCGAGCUCUGCGCUGCUAGGAAUGAUUUGGCUGCGACCAAGUGCGCAGCUAGAAAAGCCAUCCAGCAAGCUGCAGAAGCCAGACAAUCAGCGAUGAGAGGUAGGAGGAGAACCAGAGAAAAUGCUCAACAAGGGGACACCAAUAACAGCAAUUGAGUGAAUGGGCGAAUGCAGUUUUAAGUUGGCUUUUACAGUUUUUAUACCAAGAACAACUUGAUUAUCGUUUUAGCAGAAGCUGGUCGUCGAUUAGUAGUACAAGACAACUAUAUAAUACAGUAUACACAAUAAAAGUUUAUUCGAUUAUGA
This is a messenger RNA of Harmonia axyridis, 873 nucleotides long. RefSeq lists its product as uncharacterized. Bases 55 to 723 code for a protein of 222 amino acids. The record is from RefSeq and is a predicted model, not a curated record. The transcript has 2 exons. Lineage: Eukaryota; Metazoa; Arthropoda; Insecta; Coleoptera; Coccinellidae.